UACACAAAACAACACUAGCUUUUAAAAACAAAAAAGAAAUAAAAAAAAACGGACACACACUCUUACACAUACGAACACAUUUAACAAAACAAGCGUGCAUAAAUCAAGAAGCUAAAAAAAACUGCAACUCAACUGCAAUCAAUAAUCUAGAGCGACCGCCCAAAGAGCACGUGCUGCAUACAUUUGGGCCCCCACUCAGCCUGCUAAAAGCAACGACUAGAUAAAAAACAACUGGAACAAAACGGAAACAGAAACGGCUCCAGAUCACAACAAACCGCAAUAACUGAAUUCAUAUAUUACCUUUUCUUUUAAUUAGUUUACCGAGCAUAAGUGAACAAAUUGGAGUAGCAGAUAAAUAAAUCAAUUGGGUAAGUCGAGAAGACGCACCACCUACGAGGACAACUAUGGGACAAACCUUGUCCGAGCCGGUGACUGCCAAAGAGUCAUCGUAUUGCCAGAAUUCGGUGUACCGAGUGGGCUCUAGUUGCAUGCAGGGAUGGCGCAUCAAUAUGGAAGAUUCACACACACAUAUACUGUCGCUGCCCGAUGAUCCCGGCACAGCCUUUUUUGCCGUUUUUGAUGGCCAUGGUGGGGCCACAGUGGCACAAUAUGCGGGCAAACAUUUGCACAAAUUUAUACUUAAACGACCCGAGUACAACGACAAUGACAUAGAAAAGGCCCUCAAACAGGGCUUUUUGGACAUUGAUUAUGAAAUGCUGCACAAUGAGUCAUGGGGCGAACAAAUGGCUGGAUCUACAGCUGUUGUAGUGUUGGUCAAGGAUAAUAUAUUGUAUUGUGCUAACGCUGGCGACUCGCGGGCAAUUGCCUGUGUGAAUGGCCAAUUAGAGGUACUUUCAAUGGACCACAAGCCGAAUAAUGAAGGCGAAUCGAAACGUAUUAUAGAGGGCGGCGGUUGGGUGGAAUUCAAUCGAGUUAAUGGUAAUCUCGCCCUCUCCCGUGCCCUUGGGGACUUUGUCUUUAAGCGAGCAAACAAAAAGCCGGAAGAUCAAAUCGUGACAGCUUACCCGGAUGUGGAAACACGGAAUAUCUCAGACGAUUGGGAAUUUAUCGUUUUGGCUUGCGAUGGCAUUUGGGAUGUGAUGACUAAUGCGGAAGUUUUGGAAUUCUGCCGUACUCGCAUCGGUCUGGGCAUGUAUCCGGAGGAGAUAUGCGAGGAGCUGAUGAAUCAUUGUUUGGCGCCCGAUUGCCAAAUGGGCGGCCUGGGCGGUGAUAAUAUGACAGUUGUAUUGGUUUGCCUGCUGCAUGAUAAACCCUACAGUGAUUUAAUUACCCGCUGUAAUCGUAGUAAUUUUGCGUCCUACGAAAACGAUGCCACAAAGCCUAAUCCGAACACCAGCCCAAAGUCAAAUCUAAAUGAUAAUGAUAAGCAGAUGAGCAACAACACGGAAACAACAUCAGCAGCAGUAACAUUAGCCAAUCUUCAGCCCAACUCAAACUCGAGUCCUAGUCCCCCCCACUCUCACCUGUCGGAGGAUAAGUCACAGGCAAAACAGUCACAACAAGAUCAUGUAGAUCCAAUGCUGGCAACAACCGAAUUGCACUUGAAUUAUAUUUACUAGCCUUAUAUAUAUGUGUAUACUAUAUAUGUAUGUAAGUACUAUAAUACGUAUUUGGAAAUACCAAUUUUAGGCGAACUUUAUAUAUAUAUACAUAUACAUAAAAUACUUAAUGCUUACGAUCGCUACACCUGCGAAUCGUCAAAGUUGGAGGUGGAAUCUAUGUGUGGUGUGUUCUCUGGUUAAGUUUUUAUACUUCUUCAACCAACAACAACUUGUACAAUCCUUAUAAAUCGUUUUGACCCACUCAAACUUUUAAUUUUUCUACUUGUUUUGCAGCCCUAAAAGGGCCUAAUAUGAUUUAUUUUUUAUAUAUUUAUAUACCUUCCAUAUAUACUGUGUUUUUUUGUGAUUGCUGUCCCCAAUGCAAAUAAAAAUUGUAUUACUCGUUUAGUAUUUGAUGUAAGAAAAUGGAGAACAAAAGCUUUGGUGUUGAUCUUUUAAGCAAUUAAAAAAAAAAAAAAAAAAAAAA
Drosophila willistoni is the source of this 2049-nucleotide messenger RNA. Its product is annotated as probable protein phosphatase 2C T23F11.1. Gene Ontology annotation, biological process: protein dephosphorylation. Bases 405 to 1580 code for a protein of 391 amino acids. The transcript has 4 exons. The record is from RefSeq and is a predicted model, not a curated record. Lineage: Eukaryota; Metazoa; Arthropoda; Insecta; Diptera; Drosophilidae. Gene Ontology annotation, molecular function: cation binding; protein serine/threonine phosphatase activity.